AUGUCUCAUUUUAAAUUGAUUUCAUCAACGAAAGCCUCCGACGUGGUUCCUGUUAACAAAUAUGUGUCGGAGAAGACCGGUAUUACCGUGAUUAUAGCUGGAGUUGAAGGGCCUUUAGUUAACGGAUUCUUUUGUUUGGCAACUGAGGCCCACGACGAUGAUGGUCUUCCACAUACUUUGGAGCAUCUGAUCUUCCUUGGAUCUGAACGGUACCCAUACAAAGGCAUCUUGGAUCUCCUUGCCAACCGAUGUAUGGCGCAUGGCACAAACGCAUGGACUGACACUGACCAUACAUGUUAUACGGUGUACACUGCGGGUGAUGCUGGUAUGCUGACCCUGCUACCUAUUUACUUGGAUCAUAUUCUUCGGCCUACUCUUACGGACCAUGGUUUUAUUACCGAAGUCCACCAUAUCGAUGGGGAGGGAGAGGACGCUGGUGUUGUGUACUGUGAAAUGCAAGGAAGAGAAAAUACUUCAUAUUGUAGAUGUGAACUUCAAUUACUGCGAGCAAUGUACCCAGAUAGCGGUUACUCUGCCGAAACUGGUGGCAUUAUGAAAAACCUUAGGACCUCUACUGAUAACACUAAAGUACGAAACUUCCAUAAGAAAUUUUACCGUGCAGAGAACUUGACGAUUAUAUUGACCGGUCAAAUUGAAGCAGAAGAUGUGUUCGCAGCUUUAUCUACCGUGGAAGAUGACAUCAUUGCCAAGAAAGCCAGUGAACCUCAAGAGGAAUGGGUGAAGCCUUGGCAGACCAUCCCUCCCAAACCUAAAUAUGGAGAGCUGAAGGUCCAGUGGCCAGCAGACACUGAAGAUUGUGGUCAGGUGAUAUUCGGCUGGCGCGGUCCGCUCCUAACAGAAGAAGAUGCCCUAAAGAACUUGACAGCGGUUGCUAUACUGCUGCGCUACCUCUGUGAUACCGCUGCCGCGCCGUUACAGCGCUGCCUCGUCGAAAGAGAAGAUGCUUUGGCUGGAGACAUCUCAUACAACCUUACAGAAAACAUAUCUUCUUUAAUAAAGAUAGAGCUAGAUAACGUGCCUAUGGACAAGUUGGAACAGGCGCGGGAUGAAGCACUGAAGUGUUUGAGCUCAGUGCGCAGUGGAGAAGACGUCAUAGAUAUGGAGCGUUUGCGCAGGUUGUUGCGCAAACAGUUGCGCGAGUCCAUUGCCAGUUUGGAGUCUGAUCCUCAUCAUGCUGUAGCGUUUAGAUGUAUUGGAGACGCUCUAUAUUCUCAGAAUGAACAUCAUUUCACGUCCCGUAUGAACCCUCAAACGGACCUGACGGCCCUUCUAGAAGAGACUCCACAGUACUGGCUCGGUCUUAUACGCAAGUACUUCACUGAGGACAUCGUCACCGUCAUGGGAUCACCUAGCAUCGAACUGCAGUCCAAAAUGGCAGAAGAAGAGAAGAAUAGAAUAGAAGAACAAAGAAAACAGCUUGGUGAAGAUGGUUUAGCUAAGAAGGCAGCACGGCUACAGGAAGCUAUGGACUUCAAUGAGCGUCCUCCUCCCGCGGGCACUCUAGCCUCAGUCCCGGUACCUCCCAGCAACUUCAAAUGUCACAAGAUCGACUCUUGGAGCACAGAUGGGGAGAACUGCCCACAUUUUGACCUCAAAGAAAUUCCUAUAUACACCAGGGUACAUAGCUUGAAGACCAACUUCGUUUAUAUCAACCUGAUAUUCGACACGACCUCAGUAGACGAGUCGACGCGCAAGUGGCUCCCUCUACAUAUGAACGGACUGGCAGAGUGCGGAGUUCGCCGCGGGGAAACACUAAUCCCCCACGAGGAAGUUAUCUCCACCACGGAACAACUUACUGUCAUGUUCAAUAACAACAUCGGCUUCGAUCGUUCUGGAAACUUCUCUAUCGGACAUUUUGGCAACUUUGUCCAUAUUGAGACUAGGUGUGAACCCCAAGAUUAUGAGGAAGUUGUAAAUCAUUUGUACGAGAUUCUAUACGCCGCGGAGAUCACGAAGGAAAGGCUGCUAGUUUUCGCACAGAGGCUAAUCAACGAUGUCGCACAGGUACGAAGAUCCGGUGACAAGAUGAUGUACGAUGCGCUUCGAGACUCUGUCUACAGCAAAAACAGCAACUUGCACUGGUGCACAGUACUAAGGCAGCAAAAAUUCCUAAAAGAGCUGAUAGAACAGCUGACAGCCGGUGGAGAUUCCGCCGAGUCAGCUCUCUUAGAAGCCAGGAAAUCAUUCAAGAGUAUCACUGAGAACGCGUGGCUCCAUCUAGCGACAGACUUCGAAAGAUAUAAGCUGAGCACUGAACCUUGGAAGAGGUUCGCUAGGGAGAAUGAAAUUACGCCUUUGACUCCCCGACUAUACUGGGACGCGGAGCUGCUCUCGUCGUUCGGCGGUGGGUUCGUGCUGGGCGUGGGCGGCUGGGAGUCGUGCUGCGUGGCGUCGCUGAGCCCCGGCCCGCGCGGACACUCCGCCGCCGACGUCGCGCCACUCAUGGUCGCACUCAACUACUUCACACAGCUUGAGGGACCAAUGUGGCGUCUAAUCCGUGGUUGUGGCCUAUCAUAUGGCUACGCUAUCCGCAUGUCCCCCAACGAGGGCAGACUGAUAUUCUCCCUGUACAGAGCAACUAACGCCGUCGCAGCCUACAGCAAAGCUAAGAGCAUUUUGGAAGAAUACUUGAAGGACGCGAAGUUUGACGACGAUCUAUUCGCCUCCGCGAAGAGUACGGUGCUGUUCGAGGUGGUGGAGAACGAGAAGUGUCCCGCGGACGUCGUGAAACGAUCACUCAUGUACUACCUGUAUAGGGAAGCACCCUCGUAUAACAAUGAUCUAGUAAAGGCGAUAUCAGCAGUGACUCCUGAAGCAGCUCACGCGGCGGCCGCCAAGUGGUUGCCUUCACUCUUCGACACGGAGCAAGGCAAGCUGGCCAUCGUCUGCCAUCCUACUAAAGUCAACGACAUGAAUACUGCCUUCGAAAAAAUGAACGUGAAACUGGAUGUUUACGAGUCGAUGGAAGCGUCGCAUUUUAACAAUUAA
Molecule: messenger RNA, 3009 nt
Organism: Spodoptera littoralis (African cotton leafworm)
Lineage: Eukaryota; Metazoa; Arthropoda; Insecta; Lepidoptera; Noctuidae
Source: the annotation of a GenBank genome assembly